Grus americana (Whooping crane) is the source of this 2011-nucleotide messenger RNA. RefSeq names its product cytoplasmic phosphatidylinositol transfer protein 1-like. The record is from RefSeq and is a predicted model, not a curated record. The transcript is spliced from 9 exons. Gene Ontology annotation, biological process: phospholipid transport. Lineage: Eukaryota; Metazoa; Chordata; Aves; Gruiformes; Gruidae. Gene Ontology annotation, cellular component: cytoplasm. Gene Ontology annotation, molecular function: phosphatidylinositol binding; phosphatidylinositol transfer activity. Bases 233 to 1360 code for a protein of 375 amino acids.
CCUAGGGGUCGGUGUGCCGCGGCGCGGGAGGCGGUGCGGGAGGCGGUGCGCUCCUGCGCACGGCCCGGGGCGGCCGGGGCACGGCGGCGGCGGCGGCGGUGGCGGCGGCAGCGGCGGGGAGCGGGCACCGGGCACCGCCGCGGGCCCGGAAUGAGCUGUGCCCCCGCCAGCGCCGACGCCUGACCCCUGCCCUGCCUGCCCUGCCUGCCCUGCCCGCUCUGCCCACGCCACCAUGCUCAUCAAGGAGUACCGCAUCUGCAUGCCGCUCACCACCGAGGAGUACCGCGUGGGGCAGCUCUACACCAUCAGCAAGCACAGUCACCAGGAGAGUGAGAAGGGCGAGGGCGUGGAGGUGGUGAAGAACGAGCCCCACGAGGACCCCGUCCACGGUCCUGGCCAGUUCACCGAGAAGCGCGUCCACCUCUCCAGCAAACUGCCGAGCUGGGCACGGGCCGUGACCCCCCGCAUCUUCUACGUCACGGAGAAGGCCUGGAACUACUACCCCUACACCAUCACCGGUGAGCCCCGGGCAGGGCGCGGGGACGGGCACCCGGGCACCCUGCCCCUCUCUGGCAACAGCGGUGGCUGCCGGGAGAGCCCGGCCACGGCCGCUUCCCGGUCUCACCGGUCCCUCUCUCCCCCACGAUGCCACCCGGGGACGCCGCCCCGUGAUGCGAUGUGCCACGGUGCUCCUGCAGAGUACACGUGCUCCUUCCUGCCCAAAUUCUCCAUCUACAUCGAGACCAAGUACGAGGACAACUGCGGGGACAGCGAGAACAUCUUCCGCAGCGAUAAAAUCCUGGGCGACCACGAGGUCUCCUUCCUGGACAUCGCCUUCGACGAGAUCCCCGAGCGUUACUACCGUAGCCUGGAGGACCCCCGUUUCUUCAGCUCGGCCAAGACGGGCCGGGGGCCACUGCGGGAGGGCUGGCGCCAGCACACCAAGCCCAUCAUGUGUUCCUACAAACUGGUGAGCGUCAAGUUCGAGGUGUGGGGGCUGCAGACGCGGGUGGAGCAGUUCGUGCACAAGGUGAUCCGGGACAUCCUGCUGAUCGGGCACCGGCAGGCUUUCGCUUGGGUGGACGAGUGGUGCGGGAUGACGAUGGAGGAGGUGCGGCGCUACGAGCGGGAGACGCAGGAGGCCACCAACGAGCUCAUCGGCCUGGUGGCACCCACCAUCUCGGUCAGCGAGGUGGGGCAACCCACGGUCACGCACUCGGCCCCCGCCAGUGCCCCCUCCACCCCCCUCGGCGACGAGGCCCCCGAUUUCCUCGCUCCCCCCAAGAAUCGCCCGCGCAAGAAGUCGGCGCCGGAGACCCUGACGUUGCCCGCGCUGCGGGAACGCGCUGGAGCCGAGUGACGCCGGCAGUGCCGCGCCGUGCCACCUCCUCGGCCAGACCGUGCCGGCCCUGCCGCCUGCCACGGCCCCUCCGACAGGCACCGACCCCGGGGAGGGACCCACCGUCGGGGCGCGGGGAGCCCUGGGGGGUAUUGGCCUCCCUGAGCCAUUGCGGGUGCCCACACGGGACGUUGCCACCAUCGCUGCGCUGGACCCGCUGCCUGCGCAGGGAGGGCACACCAGGCUGGCACGGGUCCCUGGCAGCGUCGGGCGAUGCCGUAGGCGCCGGUUCGCUCAGCACCGCCCGCCCCGGUUUCCACAGGGGCCGUGAAGGCUGGUGAGCAGUGGGGCUGCGGCAGCCGGUGCCUGUGUGCUGCGGCCAGGCUGGGCGCUGGUGCCGGGCUGAGCAGCCGCGGGGCUCGGCGAGCGGUGCUGGAGCACCACCCCGCACUGCAGCAUGCGUGACAGUGACAAUGACCGCUGGGGGCCUGGGCUGACGAUCCCCACGGGACCCCGGGGGCCGCACAGCCCCGUGCACGGCAGGUCCUGCAGUCGGGGUCCCCUUUGCCAUCCCGAGGGGGGCUGUGGUGGCCCGUGGGGUGCUGGGGCAGGCUCAGCCCUCUAGUCUCUUUGGGAAAACAAAGGCCUUUUCGGAAAUAAAAGCUUGAGACA